CAAAUCGCGUCCGUGUCCGCCGCGCGGUUUCCUCUGACUUGCGCGUGCGCGAACUUGUUGUGUGCGUCUGUCCGUGUGUGACCGAGUGAGCGAGCGAGCGAGCGAGCGAGUGUGUGUGUGUAUUUGUGUAUUUGUGUGUCACUGAAUCAUCGCUCCGCGCGAGGAGCGUCGCAGAAUGAUGGGACCCGAGUGAAGGAGCAGCAGCAGCCGCAGCAGCUCGUUAUGACAGAUGUGGAGGAUGGCCUCGUGUUCAGAGAUCUUUGGAUCGGAGCACGUUGAGCAGGGGAGAAGCCACCACCCGCGCUAUGGAGUUCGCUCGUACCUGCACCACUUCUACGAGGAGUGCGCCACCUCCAUCUGGGAACGGGAUGAAGAUUUUCAGGUCAAGAGAUCACCAAGCAGGUGCAGCUCUGUUCUCUGGAAGGUCUUCUUAGCAUGUGGAACCCUGGUCUUAACCUUAGGAGUGACCGUACUGACCGUGGGCUAUGCAAUACCACCCAGAAUUGAGACCUUCGGGGAGGAGGAGCUGCAGUUCGUGGACAGCCAGGCGGUGCGUUUCAACCGCGCGCUGGACACCUGCAAGCUGGCCGGAGGUGUGACCUUCUGCAUCGGUGGGACCCUGGCGGCCGCUGGCCUUCUGCUCUUUGCAUUUAGCGGUGGGGGGCAUGACAAGGAGCAGAGGCUCCUCCAGAGGAGCUCCAAGGAGCAGCUGGCCGAGCGGUCGACCACGGGCAGUCCAGUGACCAGAGCGCCUGCCUUAAGGGAGGGCAAGGUCCCCGUCACUCUGUCCAAAGUGCGCAGCAUUCAGCCCAAGUCUCGGUCCUGACGCCCACGUGUUCAGUGCUUCUCAUGAAACACCAAUAAAUGCGAUGGCCUAAAGGGGACUUAACGUUCCAGUCAUUAUGUGAAUACAGUCAUUCAACCAGCUUGUCUGUCUGUCUGUUUGUUAUGUUUGAUUGAUUGCAUUUUGGCAAGGUCAUUCACGCCAGUUUGAAGGAUGACGUCUGCAAGUGUGAGCGUUAAGGGGUCUGGUCUACAAGACUUACUCUGCUUACUUGUCUUAUCAUAACAUUGCAACCGAAUAUAUAAUCUGCACCUGGGUAUGGGCUGACAAAGCUGGAAAAAUGACUGUACUUAACUUUGCUGUGCAUCUAUUGUAAUAUUUAGAAAAUGUGUACAUGAAAUUUAGGAAGAUUUUGAAACAUUAAGUGUUUCAAUAGGGGAACAAAUGAUGACAUUCAUUGUCAUCCUGUCUACCAGCUUAUUUACAAGGUGAGGUCAGUGGACAUUAACUGGACUUAAGACAACAUUACUGGUGCAUAGAACUGUUAGAUGUGUCAGAGGCACCACUUUCAUUCAAGUACAUUACUUUGCAGUGAUUUCUGGAGAAAUUUAUAUGGUGCAAAGGGGAGCGAUUUGGAGAAAGACCAAUUAUCAGAACAGAAUGGAGUGUAUAAUUAAGACAGGGAUUGCUUAUCACGAAACCAGCCAUUAGUGACCUACCUUGCAUAUUUACUUAUUUAUUUUUAUUUAUUUAGCAGACGCUUUUCUCCAAAGCGACUUCCAAUGAACUGUGUGUAGUGUUAUGAACUCUAAUAUUCACAAUAAUGUUGCAAUAACUGGUGUGCUACAUCACUUUUCUUCAUCAUUUUCCAUUAUACUUUAAAUCAGAUUUUAUAUUAAAAACAUUCAUAUAGCUCAGCACUUCUUAGCGAACUUCCAAGCAGUUUUGUAUCAUUAAACAAUAACUACACCUGCAAUUGUUUACUAAGUACAAA
Scleropages formosus (Asian bonytongue) is the source of this 1778-nucleotide messenger RNA. It is a transcript of the gene nrsn1, whose product is annotated as neurensin 1. Bases 230 to 826 code for a protein of 198 amino acids. Gene Ontology annotation, cellular component: transport vesicle; neuron projection; neuronal cell body. The transcript has 3 exons. NCBI's taxonomy places the organism in Eukaryota, Metazoa, Chordata, Actinopteri, Osteoglossiformes, Osteoglossidae. Gene Ontology annotation, biological process: nervous system development. The record is from RefSeq and is a predicted model, not a curated record.